Molecule: messenger RNA, 892 nt
Organism: Symbiodinium sp. CCMP2456
Lineage: Eukaryota; Dinophyceae; Suessiales; Symbiodiniaceae
Source: the annotation of a GenBank genome assembly
GUCGCUGCAUUCCGACGAGCUACGCUACCACUUCCAUGCUUUUUUCGAAUUCCAGCGCCGUGUUGACUGGACGUCGUUGCGGAGUGUGGAGUCCCACUCCAUCAGGCCCCACGCGCGUCCAACCUCAGCGAGAGGGCCGAAGCUGCGAGAUGCGCUGGAUCACGGGCAUUUUUACGUUUAUUGCGACAAGAUUGGAAAUUAUCUUCCAUGGCGUGAUUACGGGGUUCGUGGAUUCUGGAUAGAUGUGCUUUGGUCCGAGCACAAGCUGAGCCACGCAACAUACCUUCUCUACGCGUCCAGAGUUCGUGUUGGUUUCGUGGGCCGUCAAAAGCAAGUCGAAGCUGUGCAGCGGUUUGAACAAGCGGAGUGGUUUCUGCAGAAGCAGACACCUGUGGCGAGCCAACUUUCUGCCGCCCUAAGACGGCCCUUAAAACACGAGAUUCUGGACCUUGUUCGUCCUUGGGCCGGGCAGUAUGGGGAGGAUCGGAUGCGGUACCAGUUUCUCGUCAUCCGUGGGGGGUCUUGUUCUGGAAAGUCAACAUUGGCAAAGGCUCUUGGCGAGAUCUUCGGCUUUGGUCAGGUGUUCACGCAAACUGUCCAAGAUGCCCCCGCGCCAGAUCUGGCGAAAUAUGAUGCCCAAAAGCACGGCUACUUGCUGUUCGACAAUGUCAACAGUCAUACAUUCGUCUUGGACUCGAGAGCACUCUUUCAAGCAAACAGUGACGUCCACACGCUGGGAGUGAGCCGCACUUUCAUGUACAGUUAUUCUGUCUGGCUUUGGAAGGUGCCCAUAGUGGUAACUGUCGAUGAUUCGGCAGAGUGGGACAGCACAGAACCGUGGAUUGCAGAGAAUGCGAUGGAAGUUCUGUUUCCAGGUCCCUGCUAUACGUAG